AUGACUGACAAACAACGCAGAUCAUCAGGAAAAGAAUCAAAAAGAUGGGGUGUCUAUUACAUUAUUGGAUUAGUUUUCAAGACAUAUUUUGAAAUCAACACUCUGUCUCUAUGCAAAAACAUUCUCCGAGCUGUUGGUGCAAUGAAGGAUCUUAUGCCAUUGGAAGCCUAUCCGAAGGCACAUCAAGUAACCUUUAAAUAUUACACAGGUGUUUUGGCUUUUUUGGAUGAUAGAUUCGACAAGGCCAAUGAAGACCUUACCUUUGCUUUGCAAAAAUGCCCUGUACAAUCACGCAAAAAUCAAGCGUUGAUAUUAACACACCUCAUACCGUUGCGAUUAUUACAAGGAGACUUACCAUCGCAAGAUCUACUAGCUAGGUUUCCACACUUGGAGGAGCUUUAUAGGCCCUUCGUAGAAGCCCUCAAGGAUGGCAAUGUGAAACAUUUCGACGAGGCUCUCGUUAGGGGUGAAAAAAGAUUGGUCGAGAAUGGGACCUAUGGGAUUGUAGAGAGGGUGAGAGAACUGUGCCUUAGAGGUUUAUUCAAGAAAGUGUGGAGUCUCAACGGACAGCAAAAAAUAAUAGAGAUAACAAAAUUCAAGCGAGCUCUGAGCGUCUCCGGAGUAAACAUAGAUAAUGAAGAAGUCGAGUGUUUGCUAGCCGGUAUGAUAUUCAAAGGCUACAUGAAAGGCUAUAUCGCCCAUGCACAGCAGAAGGUCGUACUAAGCGAUGUACUCAACGGAAAAGCACAUCCAUUCCCUAACGUUAAAACUGUAAAUGUACAAUUCCCAUUUUAA
Messenger RNA from Wallemia mellicola CBS 633.66, 795 nucleotides. RefSeq lists its product as hypothetical. Gene Ontology annotation, biological process: transcription elongation by RNA polymerase II; post-transcriptional tethering of RNA polymerase II gene DNA at nuclear periphery; poly(A)+ mRNA export from nucleus. Gene Ontology annotation, molecular function: RNA binding; double-stranded DNA binding. NCBI's taxonomy places the organism in Eukaryota, Fungi, Basidiomycota, Wallemiomycetes, Wallemiales, Wallemiaceae. The transcript has 5 exons. The record is from RefSeq and is a predicted model, not a curated record. The coding region runs from base 1 to 795 and encodes 264 amino acids. Gene Ontology annotation, cellular component: transcription export complex 2.